Messenger RNA from Epithele typhae, 1011 nucleotides. RefSeq lists its product as uncharacterized. The record is from RefSeq and is a predicted model, not a curated record. Lineage: Eukaryota; Fungi; Basidiomycota; Agaricomycetes; Polyporales; Epitheliaceae. Bases 1 to 1011 code for a protein of 336 amino acids. The transcript is spliced from 5 exons.
AUGGACAAGAAAGAGCAGCAGCGCAGGGCCGUCUGCGGCGACAUCCCGCCCAUCCCGGACGAGCUCACGAACGAACACGCCGUCUACGGCUACCUCGUCACCUCCGCCGACGCCCACCGCUCCAACAAAUCCGACAGCCCCAUAUACAUGCUGCAGUCCUACAUCAAGAACGUCGCCUCCGAAGCUGGCUUGGCUUCCCUAGUGCUCCGAGUCACCUGGGCCCACCUCCAAGAUCUCUACGACUCGAACCUGUACGGGGACCAACACGUGAUCCUCGCCCGGACUACACGCAAGUACGGGGGCGCAGAGCGGCCCGUGCAGGACCUCCGUCAGUGGCGCGGGUCCCUCCGGGAGUUCGAAAGGCUGCUGGGGCUCACGGAAGGCCCUAAGUGGAUGCAGGCCGAGCGCGACUCACAUAGUGCGGCGGAAGUCUCUCGCCCGGAGCUUUUCGAUCGCGGACGGAGCUGUGACAUGGAAGCCAAGUACUGGAGUCUACCUCAUCUUGGGCCCGUGUUACCGGUUCGGUUCGAGGGCACCUCCGCAACUCUGAGUGCCUGCCCUGGCACUGAGGGCGAUCUAUCCAAAGCGCCAUGGAGUCUAGACAACGACGACCACGACGAAGUGUACUACGUCUGCGGCGACAUCCCGCCCAUCCCGGACGAGCUCACGAACGAAUACGCCGUCUACGGCUACCUCAUCACCUCCGCCAACAUCCGACAUUUCCGUAACCUUGAACUCAAAGACCCCAUACACUUGCCACAGGCGCAUGUCACGGCAGCCGGCACAAGGGCCGGUUUUUUCUUCAUCCACGUCGUCCGGGUCCACACCCAGGAUAUCGACGACGCUAACCCAUAUGGCGACCUACACGUGGUCUUCGCCCAGAUUAAACACAAAUACGGGGGCGCCGAGCGGCCCGUUCGGGACUUCCGUCCGUGGUGCGGCUCCCUCCAGGAGUUCGAAAAGCUAUUGGGGCUCGAUGAAGGCCCCAAGUGGAUGAAGGCCGAGUGGUGA